Adineta ricciae is the source of this 1083-nucleotide messenger RNA. The record is from the annotation of a GenBank genome assembly. NCBI's taxonomy places the organism in Eukaryota, Metazoa, Rotifera, Eurotatoria, Adinetida, Adinetidae.
AUGUCAUUAAAUUCCACAUUAAUUCUCGUUCAAUAUCAUAUGAAUCGUUAUUUUACUCCAAUUUUAUUAAUAUUUGGUGUUACUGGAUGUUUCUUUAAUUUAAUUCUUUUUUCUCAACGACAAUUUCGUCACAUAUCCUGUUGUACAUAUUUUCUUUUUGCUUCAUUAAUGAUGAUGUUUGGUCUUUUACUUGGUUUAAUUCCUCAUGUAUAUUCCACAUAUUAUUCGAAUCCAGUUGAUAAACAAUCAAUUCCUUGUAAAUUCCGUGGUUAUUUCUCUCAAAGUUUCACAAUGAUGUAUCGUUGGUUAAUGACAAUGGCUUGUAUUGAUCGUUAUUUUUCUUCAUCAUUGAAUUCUCAUUUACGAAGUUUAACAAAUCAACGUUUAGCAAAUCGUAUAAUAACAAUAGUAAUUCUUUUAUGGAUUAUUUUACCAUUGCAUAAUCUUUAUUUUCUGGAUAUUAAAGAUGGUUUAUGUACAAUUACACGAAUCAAUUUUGCGAUUUAUCAUAGUUUCUUUACAUUUUCUACAGGUGGACUUUUUCCACCAUUGAUAAUGAUUGUUUUUAUUAAACUUAUUCAUCGAAAUCUUGUUUUAAAACGAAAACAUCGUCAAAGAAAUGUUUCUCAACGAAGAAAAUCAUCAACAUUUCGUUUAUUAUAUUCACGUGAUCAUCAAGUUCUUCUGAUGUUAUUUGUACAAGUUGCAUUUUACAUUUUAACAACAAUUCCUUGGAUGAUCUUUAUACUUUAUUUUUCUCUGACAUAUCAUCCGGGAUCUAUAACAACAAAUCGUCAAAUUAUUCAAAAAUUUCUUCGAUAUUUUACAGAAAUUCUCUUAUAUUUAUAUCCAACAUUAUCAUUUUAUGUUUACACAUUAACAUCAAAAACAUUUCGUCGACAAUUUCUUAAUUUUAUCUGUUCAUCUAUUUGUAAUCGAAAUCAACAGAAAAUCUUAAUGGCAAAGAAACAAAAUCAAUGGCAAAAUGAAAGUAGAAGAUCUCGAAAAUCUUCACUUAUUCAACUCGAUACUUUUGGAACAUUUUCGGAUAAAACUCUUUCUUCAAAUAAUAAUAAUGAAUAG